Anguilla rostrata (American eel) is the source of this 1278-nucleotide messenger RNA. Its product is annotated as ubiquitin thioesterase OTUB1-like. Bases 158 to 961 code for a protein of 267 amino acids. Gene Ontology annotation, molecular function: cysteine-type deubiquitinase activity; ubiquitin binding. The transcript is spliced from 7 exons. The record is from RefSeq and is a predicted model, not a curated record. Gene Ontology annotation, cellular component: nucleus. NCBI's taxonomy places the organism in Eukaryota, Metazoa, Chordata, Actinopteri, Anguilliformes, Anguillidae. Gene Ontology annotation, biological process: negative regulation of double-strand break repair; protein K48-linked deubiquitination.
UAAUACGUAAUACUUAACGUUAGUACGCGGACCUAGCCGAAAGAUUCUGUCCAGAAUCAUUCAAAAUUUUUGAAAAAUUAGUCAAAUCUGUGCUUGACCCGGAAGCUUUCAUAAAUGUAGUAGUACAGUUGGGUUGGGGAACGGGGAAGAGAGUAAGAUGGCGGAGGAGAAACAGCAGGAAAUAACACAGCGAGAUAUGGAGGGGGUGAACUGCCUCGCAUACGAUGAAGCUAUCUUGGCACAGCAGGACAGGAUCCAGCAGGAGAUAGCCACCUCCAUUCCCUUAGUGUCAGUCAGGCAGGACAUUUCUAUACUGAAGAGAGAGUAUGCACAAGAUGAUACUGUAUAUCAGCAAAAAAUAAAGGACCUGCAGAAAAAAUACUCGUAUAUCCGUAAGACAAGGCCAGAUGGGAACUGUUUCUAUAGGGCCUUCGGCUUCUCACAUCUGGAGUCAUUGCUGGAUGACAGCAAGGAGCUGCAGAGGUUCAAAGCAGUGGCUGCUAAAAGCAAACUUGAUCUGGUGAACCAGGGCUUUACCGAGUUCACCAUCGAAGACUUCCACAACACAUUCAUGGACCUGAUAGAGCUGUGUGAGAAGCAGCCGACUCUGGCCGAGCUGCUGGGCUGCUUUAACGAGCAGAGCAUGUCGGACUACGUGGUGGUGUACCUGCGGCUGCUGACGUCCGGCUACCUGCAGCGCCAGCACGCCUUCUUCCAGCACUUCAUCGAGGGCGGCCGCUCCGUCAAGGAGUUCUGCCAGCAGGAGGUGGAGCCCAUGUCCAAGGAAAGCGACCACAUUCACAUCAUCGCCCUGGCCCAGGUCUUGAACACCUCCAUACUGGUGGAGUAUAUGGACCGGGGCGAAGGGGGUACGGUCAACCAUCACGUCUUUCCAGAGGGGGGCGAGCCCCGCCUCUUCCUGCUCUACAGACCGGGCCACUACGACAUCUUGUACAAAUAGCCCCCCGCCUCGCCCCACGCCGCAAUGCUAACGUCGCUCACGGGUUACGAGGUACUCGCUCCCUGUACGAAAAAGCGGCAGUUUGGAAUUUAAAAUUGGGAGGGGGAGAAAGAACGGAGGUUUCCAGGCCCCUCUGCCUGUAUGCUGUGAAACUGAAAUGCCAGGAUGUGAGAAAAGCAGCGGCUUUAGGCGAUAAGUGAUGUACAGUUUUCUUUUUGUGAUUGUAAAUGGUGUCGACUUGCAUUUUGUUGGUUUAUUUCAUUUUUCCUUUGUUUACACUACCUUUCAUGUCUUUUAUUAAAGGGAUUUAAAUCUUA